Messenger RNA from Dendronephthya gigantea, 1051 nucleotides. RefSeq lists its product as uncharacterized. The transcript is spliced from 3 exons. The record is from RefSeq and is a predicted model, not a curated record. The coding region runs from base 83 to 724 and encodes 213 amino acids. NCBI's taxonomy places the organism in Eukaryota, Metazoa, Cnidaria, Anthozoa, Malacalcyonacea, Nephtheidae.
GCGAUCGAAAUAUAUUUAUUUGUUUACUUGUAAAAGACGAACGUACAAUUACAAACCGUUCAAAAGAUAUAAUAUACCCACUAUGAGCGACCUUAGCGAACACGAUGAGUCUUCAAGCUCAAAAUCAAGUUCAGAAUCAAUCAGCAGUGAUUCUGGUGAAGAUAAUAUCACUGUAAGAGGAGUGCAACCUUAUCAAGACGAACCUCUUGCUAACUCGAGCGACGAAGAGGAAGAUGAGCUUGACGAAGAUGGUCUGUCUUCAACUGUUCUUUGUUCAAGAUUCGAACGUCAAGUUUCCUUUGAUCAAUGGUGUAAGUGUGGGCAAUGCUGUACCGAGCAACUGCAGAAUCCAAGAGAGUGUAGGUGUUGUCAUGAGGUUGCAGAAGCUGUACACAAGUUAAUAUUUGAUGGAUCGAUUGAGAAAUUUAAAUGUGUCACGCAACACGAAGAUUUUACAGCCAUGACAAAUCGAACAGUACUUGAAAAUGUUGGGCCUAUGUUAAAGGACAGAAAUGGCAGAAGUUACCGUCGCCAUGCUGGACAGUCUGAGAACGAUUUAUUACGAGCUAUCGCAUACAGAUGGUUAAUCCGUUGGAUUUGUGGCAGUAUGGGUUGGGAUAACACAAGACCAUUGCCAGCUUGUGUUUAUAAAAACAUCAGAAAUCGUUUUCCCAUCAACCAUCAUCAAGGAAGAGGUUACCAGUCAGCAGAAGCAAGGAGUUGAAAUGAUGGACCAAUUGAUAGAUUGUUAAGUAUAUAUGAUUACUGUUUAAUUUUUUUUUUUAUUCACUGUAUUAUACAUGAGAAAAGAAUAAGCUUUUAAAUAACAAUACAAAUUUUCUUAUGUACAUCUCUUGGGAUUUUGUUUCACAACAUCAUUAUUUCAUAACAUGCCCUAAGUUUAGUUGAUAAACUUAGGUAGAUGCUGGACAAGUGCCUCUUGGGUGUCCUUUUUUACGUUUGCCACAUGUCUUGCAAGUGGGAGAUUUCCUCUUCUUAGUUUUGCUUUUGGCUUUUGCAGCUGCAAUUUCUUUUUGUAAAGCCUGUUGUU